Molecule: messenger RNA, 1248 nt
Organism: Paramecium pentaurelia
Lineage: Eukaryota; Ciliophora; Oligohymenophorea; Peniculida; Parameciidae
Source: the annotation of a GenBank genome assembly
AUGAUUUUGGAUGAUUUCGCUGAAAUUGACAAUGAAAUAAUUAAUUUUUUAAAUGAUUAAAUUUUGAUACCUAUAAUUGAGAAUACUGCAAAAACACUAAAACAAUUAUCUGAUAAUGCAAAACCAAUAGAUGAAGCAUAAGUAAUCUUAUUAAUUUAAUUAGAAAUAAAUUGUUAUUUUUGAAUAAUAAAACUAAUAGAAUUUAUAAAAUGAAGAAAUUACUAAAAGAAUAUAAUGUGUAAAUAAUUUGAUAUUAUAAUUUAGAAAGUCUUAAAUUAAAAAAGUGUAGAAUCUUAAACUUAAUUUUAAUAUGAUUUAAUUAUGCAAAUAGAAGAAAAAGAAGAUUGUUGGUGUAUGCUAUUUAACAAAGAUGAAACUUUGUUAGUAACAUGUCAUGAUUCAAAGAAAAUAAAGAUUUAUGAAUUUAUUGAAAAAAAAUUAAAAUUACUUUAAAUUUUGGAAAGUCAUACAUCAAAAUUAUUUGCUAUCUAAAUCCAUAAUAUUACAAAUUAGAUUAUUAUAAGUGAUGAUAAAUCCAUUUUAAUUUGGAAUUAUUAACAAGAAGAGAAAAAGUGGAGUUAAGGAUAAAUUUUAUAACAACAUGAUGAUUCCAUUAAUUGUUUAAUAAGUAAUUAAGAAGAAACCAUGUUAAUAAGUGGUGGAGAUGACUGUAAAAUAAAUUAUUGGUGUAAAUAAGAAGAUAAUGCUAUGUUAUGGAUGCUUUAAGGUUCAAUAGUUGUUCAUAAAACUAAAAUACUUAGUUUAAGUAUGAAUGAGAAAUAAGAUUAUUUGAUUUCUUCAGAAUAUGAUAACAAAAUAGUUAUUUGCAAAUUGUAACAAAAUAAGUAAUGGUUACAUAUUUAAAUAAUUUAAUUAGAUACUCGCUGUUGGAGAAUUAGUUUUAUUAUAAAUAAUUUAUUUAUAGUCUAAUAAGAAAAUGGAAUAUUGAAAACAUUUUAUUAAUAGAAUAUCAAUUAAGAAUUUUUAUUACAUUAAUAACUCAAGAUAAGUGAAUAAUAAAGUUGUUAAUAUUGGUUUCCACUUGUUUAUAAUAAGAAAUAUUAAAUACUAUUAAAUAAGCAUCAUAAUUCAAUUUAUUUUAUGAGAGAAUAAAAUAAUAUUUUAACUGGAGAAUUGAGUAUUUGCUUUGAAGAAUAAGAUAUUUGGGGAACCUUAUCAAAUAAUUCAGAAUACUUAGCCACAUGGGAUGCUAAAUCUAAAUAAAUAUAAAUUAGAAAAUAAAAAUGA